Messenger RNA from Mesorhabditis spiculigera, 1536 nucleotides. Lineage: Eukaryota; Metazoa; Nematoda; Chromadorea; Rhabditida; Rhabditidae. The record is from the annotation of a GenBank genome assembly.
AUGGGCCUCCUCACGCACCGCUUCCGGUUCAUCGUCGUCUUCGGCUGUUUUCUAUGCCUUACCUCAAUUAAUUCCAAUUAUAUCACCAUGAAUUUUACGUUUAUUUGUAUGGAGAAUGAUAUGACGGGCGCGAUUCCGGAUUCUAAUGGAACGCUGCACAGCCGCUUCAAAUACACACCUACCGAGAAGAAUUACAUCGUGUGGGCCGUGGCGGCCGGGACGAUACUCGGCACUUUUCCGAUUAAUUGGGCGUAUAUUAAUUUUGGAGCGAGAUACCCCUUCUUCAUCGCUGGUACCCUAUCUGUCAUCUCAACGGCCAUGAUCCCAUUCGCAGCCAGCUCGUCGUUCCUCUUCUUGCUGACCCUACGUUUCGUCCAGGGUCUCGCCUACUCAGCCGACUUCGCAGCCAUCGGCCUGGUGACCGUACGCUGGGCUCCUCUGGCCGAGACCGGCCUCUUCAUGUCGGUGAUGACGUCGUUUACGCCGGUUUCGACGUCGAUCACAAAUCCGGUUUCUGGAUGGAUCUGCGAGUCGUCACUCGGGUGGAAGUGGGCGUUCUACGGGCAUGCCGUCAUGUGCGCCAUCGUUUUCAUGGCCUGGAUCGGCUACUACACCGACAACCCCGCCACGCACAAGGCCGUCGACUCGGAGGAGCUCAAAAAGAUUCAGAAGGGCAAGACGCGGGCCCACAUCGAGGGCGACAGCUUUGUGCCGUACAAAGCCAUCUGCAAGAACCACAUCAUCCUCAUCGUGUGGUUCAACUCGUUCGCCGAGAUGACCACCGUCACCCUGUUGCUCACCUACAUGCCGCUGUAUUUUAACAAGGUCCUCGGCUUCGACGUUGUAAUGACAGGACUGCUCGCCGCAGUCACCUCAUUUUUGCACGCUCCUCUGAAGUGGCUCUCCGGUUACCUCAGCGAUAGCAUUACAUCGAUCCCCGAACACGUCAAGAUGCAAGUGUUGAAUUUUAUCGCCGUCGGCUUUUCCGGGAUUUGCUGCUUUGUGAUUGGGGCGGCGAAACGAGCAGGAGACGGCUAUGUCGCGGUGUUCUUCUUCGCGGCCGUCUACUGUGCGAUGGCGGUGAACUGUGGCGGGUUCUACAAGACUGGCACGUUGGUAGCUAGACAAUACGCCCAUUUCGUACUGGCAACGAUCCAAUUUAUGAAAUGCGUAGCCCUGGUAGCAGCUCCCGCCAGCUGGGCCAUCUUUGUCCGAGAUGAAAGCAACGCCACCGAAUGGUCGUACGUCUUCUACCUCAACGGCGCUGUCUUGAUUCUUGCCAACAUCAUGUUCGUCUUCAUCUGCACCGACAAGCCGGCCGAGUUCACGUACAUUACGAGGGACAACCCUGACGGGCAUCACGACGUCUCGGCGAUGGAGAUCAAGACCGGGCAGACGGAGCGAGAAGCCCCGGAUAGUGUCGUGGAAUCGCAGAGCAUUUCGGAGACCAAGAGCCGCCCGGAAGCCAGAAGUCCUGAAGACUCGAAGAGCCAACAGGAAUCGAAAUCGCAGUCCCAGAAGUCGUCCCCAAAAACU